UAUUCGGUUCAUACUUCAGAUGAUGGCCAGGGCCCAGAUCACGCUUUGCCGUAAACGGGCUCAGCGACUAGCUAAGUAGCUGCCUUCAAUUCUUUUGAUCUCUAGUCUACGAUCAUCGAUGGCUGAUAUCGCGACUCCUGAGUUUCUCAACGAUCUGAAGUCUCUGUAUCCUGCACCAGAAAAUUAUGUCGAUGGUGACUGGUUCCUAGCUGCCGGUAUAGCAUUCAGCUCGAGCAACUGUCCCGAAGGCGUCCCAUGUAUACUCCGCUAUGCUCUCGACGAUCUCGAGAAGCUCCCGGACAUCUCAAAUGAAGAUCGCAGGUUGCUUGUGCAGAAGAUGAGGGAUGGGAUCUUUAAGUCUGGCAUGAUCUCUGGCUACCCCAAAGCUAUCAACGCUCUUGUUUCGCUGUAUGAAGCCACCCCCGAAGAGCUUCGAGACACCGAGCUUCUGCGCGACCCUAAUCGAUCGAAAGAGGACGUUGCUGCAGCUGGUCAGGCAUAUUUUGAUUCGACAUACGGUGAUACCGCAGUGACAGUUCAGUCCUUGCUUAGAUCCGCAUACCCAGACCUCGAACACUUCACGUUGACACUUGGGUACGGGUAUGUGUACGCCUUCUUGGAAGUGACCUCAGCCAAGGAGACAUCAUUCACCAUGAUUUCUGCCCUGAUCCCGAACGACACUCCCCGUCAGGUUGAAUGGCACCUGACUGGUGCUAUUCGCAAUGGCGCAACAGUUGAGGAGGUAAGAGCUGUACGAGAGAUCGCACUGAGAAUCGCGACCAAAGCGGGCGUUUCCUUGAAACAUGAAGUUCCCAAUAUUUGAUGCAUAUCGACUACAUAAAUGUGUAGAUGGAAUCAAGUGCUCACCCAUUGGAAGGUUACACACGUCGGUUGGACAUGGUGUAGUUCUCGGCAACGGUGCA
Suillus paluster is the source of this 923-nucleotide messenger RNA. RefSeq lists its product as uncharacterized. The record is from RefSeq and is a predicted model, not a curated record. The transcript is spliced from 4 exons. Bases 119 to 823 code for a protein of 234 amino acids. Lineage: Eukaryota; Fungi; Basidiomycota; Agaricomycetes; Boletales; Suillaceae.